Molecule: messenger RNA, 207 nt
Organism: Aspergillus wentii DTO 134E9
Lineage: Eukaryota; Fungi; Ascomycota; Eurotiomycetes; Eurotiales; Aspergillaceae
Exons: 3
Coding region: 1-207 (68 amino acids)
Source: RefSeq, a predicted model, not a curated record
AUGCGUUUCCUCGCCAUCCUCCCUUUCAUUGCCGGCGUCGCCAUGGCCGUCCCCCACCCCGGCACUGACGCUGUCCAGAAGUCCUGCGUCGGCGUCGGUGCUAAGUGCAGCAACGCAACCCCUAGCAACUUUACCAUGAUCCCCGACCAGAAAUUCUGCUGCCCUUGGUUGGUCUGCGGUGCUGACAACACCUGCCAGAGAAAGUAA